Molecule: messenger RNA, 918 nt
Organism: Helianthus annuus (common sunflower)
Lineage: Eukaryota; Viridiplantae; Streptophyta; Magnoliopsida; Asterales; Asteraceae
Exons: 1
Coding region: 1-918 (305 amino acids)
Source: RefSeq, a predicted model, not a curated record
AUGGUAAAGGAGAUGGAAAGACGAUCGUUAAAAGGGAAGGCGUUCGCCUCUUUUAUAUCGACUAAAGUGGGUAAUGGCUUGUCGGUUAAUUUUUGGUCCGACCUUUGGGUUGGAGCGACUAUUUUAAAGCAUCGGUGGCCUAAUCUUUACAAACUAGAUCGAGAUAAGGAUUGUUCAGUAGCGGAGCGGUUUAUACAAGAUAAUGCUGGGACCCGAUUUCGGCCGAGGUGGAAACGGGGUUUGGUUUCAGUCGAGGAGUUCUCGGAACUGCAAGAUACUCAGUUUCUUUUAUCGAAUGUUGUUUUAUCAGGUGCAAAAGAUAAAUGGUUAUGGGGAGCGGACGGUAAAGAUUCCUUCACAGUAGCGAUGGUUAAACAAUUAAUUAGAGAAGACACGGCGGUCGGCCGUGACCAUAAAAUGCGAUGGGAGUCUUGGGUUCCGGCGAAAGUGAAUAUCUUUGUGUGGAGAGCUGAAAUGGAUCGUAUUCCAACUAAAGCGGCUUUGAUUAAACGAAGGUUAAACAUUCAAGAUGGUACGUGUGCCUUGUGCGAUUACGGAGAGGAAGAAGUGAUGCACCUUUUCACGGGGUGUAGUUUUGCUUUUGGAGUCUGGGAGUCAGUUGGUCGUUGGUGUAAUAUUACGCCUAUUAUGGCUUUUGAUUUUAAUGAUUUGUUGGGCAUUCACGAGCAGGUUUCCGGAGGCAAGUGGGCGAAGAAAGUGAUUAGAGGUAUCGUUAUGAUUUCUUGUUGGGUGUUAUGGAUAAAGCAGAAUGAUAGAGUUUUUCAUGGCUCUUCCCCGAAGGUAGUUGAUGCGGUUGCUUUAAUCAAAUCUUGGUCUUUUUUGUGGCUAAAAAGUAGGUCAAAAUUUUCCGAGUUAGUGUGGAAAGACUGGGUGCGUAAUCCUUUGUAUAUGAUGUAG